CACGGCUACAGCGCUUUUCUCAUUCACUUGUCCUGACAUAUUCCCCGUAACAUGGCUGCAUUGAUCAGGAGGAUUAUCGGCACAACGAAGGCUCCUGCUGCCAUCGGCCCGUACAGCCAAGCAGUGGUGGUGGAGAGGACGAUGUACAUCUCAGGACAGCUGGGGAUGGAUCCUGCCAGUGGGCAGUUGGUGGAAGGUGGCGUCCAGGCUCAGACCAGACAGGCUCUUGUAAAUAUGGGUGAAAUCCUUAAAGCUGCUGGGUGCGGUUACGAGAAUGUUGUCAAAACCACAGUGCUCUUAGCUGACAUGAACGACUUCACUAAUGUCAACGAUGUUUACAAGCAGUUCUUCAGCACUAACUACCCCGCCAGAGCUGCCUACCAGGUUGCUGCUCUUCCCCGAGGUGGACUGGUUGAGAUCGAAGCAGUUGCUGUUUUGGGCCCUCUGACCGAUGUUUAAUAACAAGAACAUCUGUCAAAGAAUAAAAACUGGAGAGCCAGUGAUCACUGAAAAAUA
This is a messenger RNA of Xiphias gladius (swordfish), 516 nucleotides long. RefSeq names its product 2-iminobutanoate/2-iminopropanoate deaminase-like. The transcript is spliced from 6 exons. Gene Ontology annotation, molecular function: deaminase activity. Gene Ontology annotation, cellular component: cytosol. The record is from RefSeq and is a predicted model, not a curated record. Bases 52 to 459 code for a protein of 135 amino acids. Lineage: Eukaryota; Metazoa; Chordata; Actinopteri; Istiophoriformes; Xiphiidae.